AUGAGUGUACCAUAUCAAGAAGCGUUGACAUCGCUACAGGGAAUGUUCUCUACAUUCGACAGAGAUAUCAUUGCAGAGAUACUACAAUUGAACAAGGGUCACAUGGAGAAGACAAUAGAUAUGCUGUUGGAAAUGAGUGGAGAGACUCCUAUCAAUCAACAGAACACCACCGACUCGGACUUUAGGAUGGCACAGAUGGAGCAGGAUGAGAUGUUGGCUAGGAUGAUGCAGAAUGAGCUGUUUAGAAACGAUACAACAAACACGGCCAAUAACAGCCGUGACUACUUGCCACCAGAAUUAUAUCAAGUUGGACAUGCUAGCGACAGAGCUCCACCACAGAGGAUAAGACCUGCUGCAUUACCAAGACAGAAUGUGGAGGAGGAGGAAGAGGAUGACAAAGAUGUAAUGACAAUGUUGGAAGAGGAUUUGAAUCUAAAAGAGAUCAAGGUUAAGUUUAAUCAAUUGGGUGAAGCUGUCAAGACCAAGUUUGGAGAACUGUCAGAUUACUUCACAAAGAAAGAAGACAAUAACAAGUAUAACCCUGUCAAUACCUCAGAGGAGGAUGAAAAUCAAGCAAUAACAAAUGAAUCAGUCACCAGGAGGAACACUGUCCAGACCAAUGAUAUGGACGACGAGUAUGACACCUUUGUUUUGGAUGAUAGAAGAAGUGACAGGAACAGCAGCAAUCAAUCAUCUGGUGGAAUUAAACUACGAACAUUUGGUACUACAUCAAAGAAGGACGAAUAA
Messenger RNA from Acytostelium subglobosum LB1, 747 nucleotides. RefSeq lists its product as hypothetical. The record is from RefSeq and is a predicted model, not a curated record. NCBI's taxonomy places the organism in Eukaryota, Evosea, Eumycetozoa, Acytosteliales, Acytosteliaceae. The coding region runs from base 1 to 747 and encodes 248 amino acids. Gene Ontology annotation, molecular function: ubiquitin binding. The transcript is spliced from 5 exons.